CGUCUGUGUCUAAUAUCUAUUAAUCUGUGGCGUACUUCAUUUUCACGUGGUUAGAAAAAGAAAUUUCAAAAAAUUCAAAUUGGAUUCGAUUGAAUAGCGGCAUGAAACUUAUGAUUUUGUUUUGUAAUGGUCCUGGUGUACUAAUAAAUAAUGCAUAGGCUUCUGUCUGCAAAGAACUUGUGCCAAAAUAAUUUCCACGGUGCUACAUUACCAUCGACUAGUCCAUUUAAAAAUAUAUCGCUCACACAAAUAAAAUGUUCAUUUUGUCGGAAAAUCCUUUUAACUUCGCACUGUACAGAAAACUUAUUCCUCGCUCGCCACCAGUCUACGAGAACGGCUAAUGCCAUUAGAUCUCUAAAGAAAAAACCCAAACACAAAAGUUACAAAAAGUAUGGCGAACUAUUGCAAGUGAACGAAAGUAGUAUGACAGAAAUGAAGAUAUCUAUAAGCAAGUUAAAUGCAUCUCAUCUGUCCAAACUUACCUCUAGUCCAGUCUCGCUCGGCCAACUACAUCAGCUUACAACAAAUUCACCAAAAAACAUAGAAGUUGACAAAGAGCUUCUACAGUCAAUACGAGAAAAAAUAUUAAACAAACCCAAGUCAGAUAUUAAAUUGGAAGAUGAUAAAUGUGCACUAAUAUUUACGAAUCACAAAAUCACAACCUUAGAGGAGAGGCUGAAAACUAAACAGUAUAUUGAAAUGGUAAAAGAAAGCUAUUAUAACUUUCGUAAAGCCACUAUUUACGACCAGAGGUUACAAGACCUAAGAUAUGCCAUUAAUGAAGGCUUAAAUCAGAAUUUUGAGCCCAAUAAGCCUCCGAUGACGAAUUCUGACACAAAAUCAAUACCAAAGAGUCCACAUGCAGUAUUUAGAGAGUUGUUUAUAGAAAACCAGUUAGAUAGCUAUGAUCAAGAGCUCAUGAGUCAAAUCACUAACUUGCAAAUGCAAGGUUUAUCUCACCCUGCCAUAGAUGAAAUUUGUGAUGAUUCAGCACACACAGAAAUAGGGGAUGUGAAAGAGGAUCCAAUUAUUCAAAAUGAAAUUGCAAAUAUCAAGACUUUGAACGUAAAGAAAACACAACAAGCAAUAAAACAGAAAAAGAAGAAGUUGCGUGAGAAACGGCGCGCUGCCAAAGAGGCGUACAUGAAAGAGAACAUGCGAGAGAUGGAACGGCGCGGCAAAGAGGACUCGCUGCAGAAGUUGCUCAUGUCUCAUUUGCAGCUCUUGUGCUCUCUGGACAUGAUGACGGAGGGUCAGCAAGUAUUACAGUACUACAGACAGAGAAGUGCCCGAGCACCGGAACAUCCCAAAGUUUCCAGUGUCAAAGUUUAUAAUACACUUUUACAUGGAUUUGCUUCUAUGGGUCAACUAGAGAAUGUCAAAGAGUUACUGUCGUUUAUGGCGGAAGACCAUGUGGAGCCCAAUGCACAGACAUUCGCAGCAAUAUUGGAAUGUGUUGAAAGAAGUAACUUGAUUGACAAGAAUUCUAUAUUACAUUAUUACUACAGACAAAUGCAGGAAAAGGGUUUAACACUAAAUGACUUACUAGACAAAACAAAAUUCCUCCGAAACCAACGCGACAUGGUUUUAAAGGCUGUGCGUCGAUUGGACCCACAUUAUGAGCCCAAUUAUACCCCACCUGUAUUGGACUAUGAUUGUCCCUUACUGGAUAAGAUAAGACUGGAUAAUGUUGACAAUAGGAAGGGUUUGAUGACGUCACCGGCGCAUGGUCUACUGACGUUAGAGGAUUUGAGGGCGAAAGGCAAAGAGCAGUUGGCAAUGGAGAUAACUGGAGAGAUUGAAGUGCAGAAUAUUGCUGUGAAAGAUAAACCGACGAAGAAUGUGGAACUAUAUAGAGAGAAAUACGACGAGCUAGAGAAGGAGUGGCGCACAGUGGUCCACGAGGCGUUCGUGCGCAAUAUGAGCACGCUCAAGUCUCGCAGCAACGCCUCGCACAACGCCAUCACGCUCUAUCCCUACUUGAAGGUUCUAGAGGUUGAUCAGUUUGUGGAGUUGAUAAUGAGUGAGAUCAGUAAACUGGUUGACGGCAGUGAAUCGUACAGUCCCACACUGAAACUGUUGCAGAGGGAUUUAGGAUCACAAGUUUAUAAUAAAUAUCAAAUAGAGCAGUACAGACGUAACGGCGUAUUAGAGAAAAUCGAAGAAAUUUACGAGAAAUACUGCAAGUGGUAUAUAGAAAGGCAUUCACUGGACAAUACCAACAGACCAUACAACGGGAGGCAAGCAUGGCAGUUACUAGUGCACCAGCAUAGAGAAGGGGCGAGUUUGAACGUAGAAGAGGCGCCGUGGCCAGUGGAAAUUAGACAAAACAUUGGGAAGUUCUUGUACAACAUAAUUAUAAAUGAUGUGAAGAUUGAUGUCAACAUGUUCAAACCUAAGGCGAAAGUGAAGAAGCUUCCAGCUGUAUACAAAGUGCACCGCCCCUGGGGCAGACUGGUGCGGCUGGAGCUCAAGCCGCACCCGGCGCUCAGUCGCUUGUGGGCGGUGGCCGCGCGCCCACAACUUAAGAUGCGCGCCGCCCUAGCGCCCACGAGAGCGCCGCCCGCGCCCUGGCUCGCGCCCACGGCCAAUGGCGCUUAUUUGCUCACCGCGACACCAUUAGUACGAAUGCCGUAUUUUGUGAUGGCUCAAACCAAGCGUCUGGAGGAGGCGCCUCCAGCGACUCUCUACCCAGUGCUGGACAGUCUCAACCAGCUCGGAGAAGUUCCUUGGGUCAUCAACCAGCCGGUUCUGGAUUUGCAGCUUCAAAUAUUCAGGUCAGGUGGUGACAAAAAGUUGGACAUUCCACCGCCGUCGUCGUCAUUGGACUCGUCGCAGUGGGCGAGCGACGGCGACCACAGCCCGGCGAGUGCGCUGCGCCGCCGCGUGGCCAUGAACCGCGCGCGGGCAGAGAUGCACUCUCUGUGGUGCGACGCGCUUUAUAAGCUGUCACUGGCCAACCAUUACAGAGACAGUAUAUUCUGGCUGCCGCACAACAUGGACUUCCGCGGGCGCGUGUACGCGGUGGGCCCGCACGUGUCGGUGCUGGGCGCGGACGCGGCGCGCGCGCUGCUGCAGCUGGCGAGCCGCCGUCCGCUGGGCGCGCGCGGGCUCGGCUGGCUCAAGCUGCACGCCGUCAACCUCACCGGCACCAAGAAGCGCAGCACUGUUGCUGAGAGACUCGCAUACGCAGAGAAAAUCAUAGACAAGAUCCUGGACUCGGCAGACAACCCGUUGAGCGGGCAGGGCUGGUGGAAGAAGUCUGAGGAGCCGUGGCAGACGCUCGCCUGCUGCAUGGAGAUCGCUAACGCCAUGCGAUCACCCAAUCCUGAAGAGUACAUGUGCGGUUUCCCCGUGCACCAGGACGGCUCGUGCAACGGUCUGCAGCACUACGCCGCGCUGGGCGGCGACGCGGUCGGCGCCGCUGCGGUCAACCUCGCGCCGCGCGACAAACCGCAGGACGUCUACAGCGAAGUCGCUGCUUUGGUGGAGAGCAUGAGAGUGCGGGACGCGGAGGCGGGGAUUCCCGCUGCUGUUGUGCUGGAGGGGUUCGUGCGGCGCAAGGUCAUCAAGCAGACCGUCAUGACCACCGUGUAUGGGGUCACCAAGUUUGGGGCACGGCUGCAGAUUGCCAAGCAACUUAAAGAUAUCGAGGAGUUCCCCAAGGAGCAAGUGUGGGCGUGCUCACAGUACCUCGCCGCGAAGACCUUUGACUCCUUACAAGAGAUGUUCUCCUCCACCAAGCUCAUCCAGGACUGGUUCACCGACUGCGCCAAAGUAAUAUCCGGAGUGUGUGGCGAGAGUGUAGAGUGGAUGACUCCGCUGGGGCUGCCGGUGCUGCAGCCCUACUACCGCCGCGGAGCGCCCCCCGGCAGCGCGCAGUACCUGCCCGCCGCGCCCAUCGACCUGCACCAGCGGCCGUGUACAAUCAAGCAGCGCAACGCGUUCCCGCCCAACUUCAUCCACUCGCUGGACUCGUCGCACAUGAUGCUGACGGCGCUGUACUGCGAGGCGCGCGGCGUCUCCUUUGUGUCCGUGCACGAUUGCUUCUGGACGCACCCGGACACCGUCGACCGCAUGAACGAGAUAUGUCGUGAGCAGUUUGUUGCUCUACAUUCGCAACCUAUCUUGGAAAAUCUAUCGGACUUCCUUGUUAAACGAUACAGUUAUCAUGAGAGCGAACUCGAGGACGGCACCGUGGGCGCGGCGAACAAAGAACGAGUGAACUCUUUGCUGAAGAAAGUUCCUCAGAAAGGAGAUUUCGACAUCAACAGUGUACUGGACUCAGUGUACUUCUUCAGUUAGUUCUAGAAUAUGUUCUAUUACAUGUACAAUAAUUAUGACUGGUUAUUGCGUACGAAUUUUAUAUGAUAUUAUCGUUUAUUGGUUAUAUGGAAUAUAAUGCCACAAUAUAGGGCGUAAAUGCAUGUAUUUUUUUUGUGUUUUAAAGUAAAAUUCUUACCCACGCUUGACUUGGAGAGUAAGCUAGUUAGUUACGAAAAGAGUAAUCGAAAUGACAGUUCAGUUUUAAAAGCGCCAUCUGUAGUAUAUCUGCUGAACUACGACGCAACAAGCAAGCCCAGUGCCGAACCCGUUUAGUCUUUUAAUAUGGUACAAUUGUGAACUAUCUAGGCAGGUCAUCUCCUCCCUGAUCAAAAUCCUGGUGGAUCCUCGAGACUAUGCCUCCUUGCCCGGGUAAGUCGUGGGUGAUCUUGUUCCCCCGGUCCUGUUCUGAACUAGUAGGAGCUUCUGAAGUAAAGCAAUUCCGACACAAGAGAUGGCGCUGCUAACCAUUACUAAUUUUUAAGUCUCUCUUUCAUGUUUUAUUUUAUUUUUCAAAAGAAGUUAGUCGUGUUAAACGCCUACUCGUUUUUAUUUGAUUUCUGACAACAAAACUAUGAUAAAAGUAAAAUCCCAAAAAUCAAAAAUAAUAAUCUCUUAAAAUAUCUGACAUAUUUAUGCACCGCCAUUUUAGUGCGCUGUGCGAACGUUGACUAUGACGAUAGUCAAAAGGCGCUUUUCGAGCGGAUCCACGAAAGUUUCAGUAUUGAAAUUUCCCUGGGAUUUUACACUUAGUAAUAAAAUUCAUAAUUUAAACUGAGUAAAUUAAUAAUUACCAUGCAUGUUACUUCAAAUACAGGGCUUAUAUUCUCUAGAAAGCUUGUCAAAUUAAAUCGCAUUACUUUUAAUAUAAAUACAAAUCCCUGCGCCGCCUUUAACCAUUUGUCGUAGUGGAGUGGGUCGAAUAAUAAAUCGCAGUAUUUACUUACCGGUGCGGGAUCGCCAUUUUAACAGUGGAGUUCAUAGACGUUGUAAGACACCCCCAGGGGAUCAUUCACGCGCUGAAUGUCAAAUUUUCAAACUAAUAGAGGCUAAAUUCGACACUCAGCAACUGAAUGAUCCCCUGGGGAUGCCCCUACUAUGUCUAUGAAUUCCACUGUAACACUAUGGGAAAAAUCGUUUACUCGAAAAUGCUACACAAUCUUUGACUUGUCGGAGCUUAUACCACAAAAAUUCUGUAAAAUAGUGUGUAAUAAGGUAAUUUACCACACACUACACUACAGAAUUACUAUCGAUGUAUGAGGAAUCGUAUUUUACUAUUUUUAAUAUAAAAUCCGUAAUUUAUCGAUACGAUUGUGACUGCUUCCUUAAUUUUAAACCAGUAUAUUGAUGUCACAAAUAUUACAAUAAUAUGAAUGUCCUAAAGAAUAUUAUACAGGGUGUCCCUGUAUAAUGUGUAAUAUUACGGGACAUCCUGUAUAUAAUAGUAUUUUAUUCUAAGGCAUAAUUAUCUAAGACUGCAUCGCGUUGAUUUUGCAUGUUAAAAUGUUGGCAAAAUGUCAAUGAUGCAGAGACUGAUUGUGUACUCGUGUAUGUUAUCUUAUAUGAUAAAAAUAAGAUUAAUUUUCUUUGACCAAUUUGUAAAGCUUUUGCAAAUAUUGUUCAGUUUAGUACUACCUAGCUAGCAGUAGCAUUGCAUACAAAUGAAAUAAAACCAAAAUACAGUUCAAGUAUUAGUCUGUGAUUACCUAGUGUUACAAUAACAAUAAAUAUAUGAAAUUCAGUA
Messenger RNA from Bicyclus anynana (squinting bush brown), 6067 nucleotides. It is a transcript of the gene mtRNApol, whose product is annotated as DNA-directed RNA polymerase, mitochondrial. Gene Ontology annotation, cellular component: mitochondrial DNA-directed RNA polymerase complex. Gene Ontology annotation, molecular function: protein binding; mitochondrial promoter sequence-specific DNA binding; DNA-directed RNA polymerase activity. Gene Ontology annotation, biological process: mitochondrial transcription. The record is from RefSeq and is a predicted model, not a curated record. The coding region runs from base 151 to 4305 and encodes 1384 amino acids. Lineage: Eukaryota; Metazoa; Arthropoda; Insecta; Lepidoptera; Nymphalidae. The transcript is spliced from 24 exons.